Humulus lupulus (European hop) is the source of this 2024-nucleotide messenger RNA. Its product is annotated as dihydrolipoyl dehydrogenase, mitochondrial. The record is from RefSeq and is a predicted model, not a curated record. Gene Ontology annotation, molecular function: dihydrolipoyl dehydrogenase (NADH) activity; flavin adenine dinucleotide binding. Gene Ontology annotation, cellular component: mitochondrion; oxoglutarate dehydrogenase complex. Lineage: Eukaryota; Viridiplantae; Streptophyta; Magnoliopsida; Rosales; Cannabaceae. Bases 191 to 1723 code for a protein of 510 amino acids. The transcript is spliced from 3 exons.
UUAAAAAAAAACUAAUUAAAUUAAAACAGUAACACGCGUGAGCAUAACUCUAAGCAUAACUAACCCUAAAAAUCCUUUCUUUCACCGCCGGCCUAACACCAGCCCCUUCACCACGGUCACGGUGGUUCUGAUCGGAGCUCAGUCCCCUCCUCUCCCAAGUCGCAGACUGGUGGUGUGGUCUUGAAAUCAAAUGGCUUUGGCAAACUUGGCCAGAAGAAAGGGUUACCUUCUUUCUAGAACCUUUUCCAACCAGACCUCUGAAGCUCUCAGGUACUCGCUUUCUCUUACCUCCUUCUCCAGGGGUUUUGCCUCUUCGGGAUCUGAUGAGAGCGAUGUAGUGGUCAUUGGUGGUGGUCCUGGCGGCUACGUGGCUGCAAUCAAGGCCGCUCAGCUUGGACUCAAGACCACCUGCAUCGAGAAGCGUGGGACUCUUGGAGGUACUUGCCUUAACGUUGGCUGCAUACCCUCUAAGGCACUUCUUCAUUCCUCCCAUAUGUACCAUGAAGCUAUGCAUUCUUUUGCUAACCAUGGAGUGAAGUUUGCAUCUGUUGAAGUUGAUUUACCUGCCAUGAUGGGUCAGAAGGAUAAAGCUGUUUCUAACCUCACCCGAGGUAUUGAAGGCUUAUUCAAGAAGAAUAAGGUGACCUAUGUCAAGGGGUAUGGUAAAUUCAUCUCCCCCUCGGAAGUUUCUGUUGACACUAUAGAUGGUGGGAAUACCAUUGUCAAAGGAAAGAAUAUUAUCGUUGCUACUGGUUCUGAUGUAAAAUCUUUACCUGGCAUUACUAUUGAUGAGGAGAGAAUUGUCUCAUCAACUGGAGCUUUGGCUUUGAAAGAAAUCCCCAAAAAACUCGUUGUCAUUGGAGCUGGAUACAUUGGCCUGGAGAUGGGUUCUGUAUGGGGCCGUCUUGGCUCUGAGAUAACUGUUGUUGAGUUUGCCUCAGAGAUUGUCCCCUCCAUGGAUGGAGAAAUUCGCAAACAAUUUCAGCGUUCGCUUGAGAAGCAAGGGAUGAAAUUUAAGCUUAACACCAAGGUUGUUGGAGUUGACACUUCUAGUAGUGGUGUGAAGCUGACACUCGAACCAGCAGCUGGGGGUGACCAGACCACUCUUGAUGCCGAUGUUGUUCUUGUAUCCGCCGGCAGAUCCCCAUUCACAUCUGGACUUGGUCUGGACAAGAUUGGAGUUGAAACUGACAAGGGAGGGAGAAUUCUAGUCAAUGAGAGAUUUGCAACAAAUGUGCCUGGUGUUUUUGCUAUUGGGGAUGUCAUUCCCGGGCCAAUGUUAGCCCACAAGGCAGAGGAGGAUGGAGUUGCUUGUGUAGAGUUCAUUGCUGGCAAGGUUGGUCAUGUGGACUACGACAAGGUCCCUGGUGUCGUUUACACUCACCCUGAGGUUGCAUCGGUGGGAAAGACCGAGGAGCAGGUGAAGGCACUUGGUGUUGAAUACCGUGUUGGAAAAUUCCCUUUCCUAGCUAAUAGCAGAGCCAAAGCAAUUGAUGAUGCUGAAGGACUUGUCAAGGUUUUGGCCGAGAAGGAAACUGACAAGAUUUUGGGAGUUCACAUUAUGGCCCCAAAUGCUGGAGAGCUCAUUCAUGAAGCGGCAAUAGCAUUGCAGUACGAUGCAUCUAGUGAAGACAUUGCUCGGGUGUGCCAUGCGCAUCCAACGAUGAGCGAGGCAUUGAAGGAGGCUGCCAUGGCUACCUAUGACAAACCCAUUCACAUGUAGAUCUUACAGAACUCAAUUACUUCUUUAUUCUUGUGAUUUUUGGAAAUGACUUGCCAAGACUUUCCACCACCAAGUUUCUUUCUCCUGUUAUUAUAUAGCUGCCAGAUCAAGUUCAAGUGCUUGAAUACAAAUUUGUUUUGUUAAUUUUCUCUUCGGCCAUGAUGAUCAGAUAACUUGGUAUGCUGUUUUUCAUCAAAGUGUUAAUAACUUGGUAUGUUGAGCUCUACUAAUUGGUCUGUGUAAGGUUUAUUAUAUUGGUUCAUCUACAAUAUAUUUCUUAUAUUGAAUAAUACUUUUUUUA